Molecule: messenger RNA, 865 nt
Organism: Eucalyptus grandis
Lineage: Eukaryota; Viridiplantae; Streptophyta; Magnoliopsida; Myrtales; Myrtaceae
Product: dual specificity protein phosphatase 1
Exons: 5
Coding region: 170-634 (154 amino acids)
Biological process (GO): negative regulation of MAPK cascade; protein dephosphorylation
Cellular component (GO): cytoplasm
Molecular function (GO): MAP kinase tyrosine/serine/threonine phosphatase activity; protein tyrosine/threonine phosphatase activity
Source: RefSeq, a predicted model, not a curated record
CCGCAAAACACGACAAACUCUCGUUCUACCACCCAAUCUCUCUCUCUCUCUCUCUUAAUGGUAGAAGGUCAACGGGAGACUGGUGCCGCGCCACAAUCAUCAUCACUCGGGGAGACUCCAUCUCGGCGGCCGCCGGGUGAAGAGAGAGUAGGCCAGACAAUUAUCCUAAAUGACAAUGAAUCUGUUUGAUGGCUUCAGAAUGUGCCAAAUCGAAGAGGGUCUCUUUUUGGGUUCUUACGGAGAUGCUCGCAAUAGGGACAGGCUGAAGAGCUUGAAUGUCACCCACAUCUUGACGGUGGCUAACUUAGUUCCGGAAUUUCCCAAUGAUUUUGUCUAUAAAGUAGUUGAUGUCAUGGACUCCGAGGACACGGACAUCCGACAGCACUUCGAGGAGUGUAUCAGUUUCAUUGAUGAAGCUAGAAGACAGGGAGGCAGCGUACUGGUCCACUGUUUUAUGGGAAUUUCCAGAAGUGUGACUGUGGUUGCAGCUUAUCUCAUGAAGCGGCGCGGAAUGCGCUUGUCUCAAGCUCUGGAACAUGUAAAGACCAGAAGGCCUCAGGCAGCUCCUAAUAGUGGCUUCAUGGUUCAACUUCGAGAAUUUGAAAAUUCUCUAAACAGUGCCACGACCAUUUGAGCCUGAUAUCAAAUUAGCCCUUUACUCGGUUAAAACUCGAGCAAUGUUCAAAAUCCAUUCAUAAUGGAUGUCCCUUAUCUUCAUGAAUUAUUUUUAGCUAUUUUAAAUUGAAAGGAAACCCUAUUUGGACUUUAGCAGACACUUGUCAAGUGUCCUCUUUUUCGGAUGGUAAUUUCUUUAGUUCUAAUUUGUAACUUGACUGCACCUAUUUGAAGCAAGCCAUUGCCGGAA